AUGACUCUAACUGAAUCUAAAGACUUCUCUCAUUUGUUUUCUGAAGAAACAAAAGCUCGUAAACCUUCUCCAUUGAAGACUUGUAUUCAUUUGUUUAAUGAUCCAAAUAUUGUAUUUUUAGGUGGUGGUUUACCAUUAAGUGAUUAUUUCCCAUGGGAUAACAUUCAUUCUCAAUCCCCAUUGCCACCAUUUAAGAACGGUAUUGGUUCAAAAAUUACUGGCUUAAAAGAUGAUACUUUAGAGUAUGUGGUUAGUAGAGAUGAAAAAGUUGAAAAAGCGGAUAUUCCAUUCAAAAAAUCUCUACAAUAUGGUGCCACUCAAGGUCAACCUGAGAUACUGGAAUUCUUAAGAGAACAUAAUAAAUUGGUUCAUGAAUUCAACUAUUCCGACUGGGAUUCUAUAUUAACAACAGGUAAUACUAAUGGUUGGGAAUCAACUUUAAGAAUCUUCUGUAACAAAGGUGACGUUAUUUUGGCGGAAGCUCAUUCAUUCUCAUCUUCUUUAGCUUCUGCUGAAGCUCAAGGUGUAAUAACAUUCCCUGUCCCAAUCGACUCAGAUGGUAUUAUUCCAGAAAAGUUGGAGUCUAUUUUAGAUAAUUGGACUCCAGGUUCUCCAAAACCUAAAUUAUUAUAUACUAUUCCAACUGGUCAAAAUCCAACUGGUUCUUCAUUAUCUGACGAAAGAAAAGAAGCCAUUUACAAGAUUGCCUGUAAACAUGAUUUUAUCAUUAUUGAAGACGAACCUUACUAUUUCUUACAAACAGGCCCUUACUUGAAAGAUUUAGAACAAAGAAAGAAAUAUGAAGAUCAACAAGAACAACAAAAUCAUGAACAAUUCUUGAAGUCAUUGGCUAAAACUUUCUUAUCAUUAGAUACAGAAGGUCGUGUUAUUAGAAUGGAUUCUUUCUCUAAAGUGUUAGCUCCUGGUGCUAGAUUAGGUUGGUUAACUGGUUCCAAGAAAAUUUUACAAUAUUAUGUUAGUUUACAUGAAAUGACGGUCCAAGGUGCUUCAGGUUUCUCACAAUCUAUAAUCAAUGGUCUAUUACAAAGAUGGGGUCAAGAUGGAUACAUAGAUUGGUUAAAGGGUUUACGUUCUGAAUAUGUAAUCAAACGUAACAAUGCCAUUGACUAUUUACAUGAGUUUUUACCAGCUUCAGGUCCUUUUACGAUUAACCCACCAAUCGCAGGUAUGUUUUUCACUGUUACUAUAGAUGCUACUGCUCACCCAGAUUUCAAAACUAAAUUCAACAGCAAUCCUAAAGCUGUUGAGCAACACAUUUAUGAAACAAUUGUUAAAAAUGGUGUAUUACUAGUUCCAGGAUGUUGGUUCAUCACAGAAGGUGAAACUACUCCUCCUCAACCAGCCGAUUCUAAACAAAUUCAAAAUCCAAAUGAGAUUUUCUUCAGAGGUACAUACGCUGCUGUUGCAGCUGAAAAAUUAAGAGAGGGUCUAAAAAGAUUUUCAGAAUGUUUAAAAGAAGAAUUUGGAUUUUGA
Molecule: messenger RNA, 1494 nt
Organism: Tetrapisispora phaffii CBS 4417
Lineage: Eukaryota; Fungi; Ascomycota; Saccharomycetes; Saccharomycetales; Saccharomycetaceae
Gene: ARO8
Product: bifunctional 2-aminoadipate transaminase/aromatic-amino-acid:2-oxoglutarate transaminase
Exons: 1
Coding region: 1-1494 (497 amino acids)
Biological process (GO): L-tyrosine biosynthetic process; aromatic amino acid catabolic process
Molecular function (GO): L-2-aminoadipate:2-oxoglutarate transaminase activity; pyridoxal phosphate binding; aromatic-amino-acid:2-oxoglutarate transaminase activity
Source: RefSeq, a predicted model, not a curated record